Messenger RNA from Orbicella faveolata, 2398 nucleotides. Its product is annotated as dolichyl-diphosphooligosaccharide--protein glycosyltransferase subunit STT3A. NCBI's taxonomy places the organism in Eukaryota, Metazoa, Cnidaria, Anthozoa, Scleractinia, Merulinidae. Gene Ontology annotation, cellular component: membrane. Gene Ontology annotation, biological process: post-translational protein modification. The record is from RefSeq and is a predicted model, not a curated record. Gene Ontology annotation, molecular function: dolichyl-diphosphooligosaccharide-protein glycotransferase activity.
UGUUCCUCUCCGCCAUAUUGAAUUUCUUGAACAAAAGUUCGGUCAACGUGGCUUCUUCCAAUUUGUAUUUUUUUGCAAAUUGUUAGACCUCCACUUUGUAGUUUGCGCCUUAUCCUGUGACUAAAAACUUCACGGAUAAGAUGAAGCUACAGGAGAGUGGAUUCCAGCUACCUUCGUUUCUUCCUCGGCUAUCGUAUGAAAAGCAAGACACGUUGCUAAAACUCCUCAUCUUGUCCAUUUGUGCCGUGUUGUCUUUCUCCACUAGGUUAUUCUCUGUCCUGAGGUUUGAGAGUGUUAUUCACGAAUUUGAUCCUUACUUCAAUUAUAGAACUACGAGAUUCUUAGCAGAGGAAGGAUUUUACAAAUUUCAUAACUGGUUUGAUGACAGAGCAUGGUAUCCGUUAGGAAGAAUUAUUGGUGGCACAAUCUAUCCAGGUCUCAUGGUAACAUCAGCCGUCCUGUAUCAUGUGAUGAAUUUUUUCCACAUCACUAUUGACAUCAGAAAUGUUUGUGUUUUCCUGGCUCCUUUGUUCUCAUCAUUGACGACGCUAGUUACUUAUCACUUGACAAGAGAACUCAAGGAUGCCAGUGCAGGGUUAGUAGCAGCUGCCAUGAUUUCCAUUGUUCCAGGUUACAUCUCACGUUCUGUUGCUGGGUCGUAUGACAAUGAAGGGAUUGCUAUCUUCUGCAUGCUGCUAACAUAUGCCUUGUGGAUCAAGUCUGUGAAAACUGGCUCACUGUUCUGGUCAACCCUGUGCGCUCUGGCUUACUUCUACAUGGUUUCCUCAUGGGGAGGAUAUGUGUUCCUUAUCAACUUGAUUCCUCUCCAUGUUUUAGCUCUGAUGAUAACUGGCAGGUUUUCACACAGAAUCUACGUUGCAUACUGCUCAGUUUAUUGCUUGGGAACCAUCUUGUCAAUGCAGAUCUCGUUUGUCGGGUUCCAGCCAGUGCAGUCAAGUGAACACAUGGCUGCCUUUGGUGUGUUUGGUCUGUGCCAGAUCCAUGCAUUUGUCGACUAUGUCCGAGCUCGUAUGCCUAGAGAGCACUUCCAGCUGCUGUUUAAGAGUGUUGUGCUGGUUGCAGCAGUCAGUGUCACAACUGUUGGUGGUAUCCUAACCUUCACUGGUAAAAUCUCUCCCUGGACUGGCCGCUUCUACUCUCUGUUGGAUCCAUCUUAUGCCAAGAACAACAUUCCUAUUAUUGCCUCCGUUUCUGAACAUCAACCGACAACAUGGUCGUCAUUUUACUUUGAUUUGCAACUCAUGGUGUUCAUGUUUCCUGUGGGCCUGUAUUACUGCUUUUACAAGCUUACAGAUGCCAACAUCUUUAUCAUCAUGUAUGGUGUCACAAGCAUCUAUUUUGCUGGGGUGAUGGUGCGUCUGAUGUUGGUGCUGGCUCCAGUGGCCUGCAUUCUGUCUGGAAUAAGUGUCUCAACUAUUCUUACAACUUACAUGAAGAAUUUGGAUGUUUCUCGUCGUGACCGUAAGACAACAAAGAAAAGUGAUCCCAGUUAUCCAAUCAAGAAUGAAGUUGCCACAGCAAUGGUUGGCUUGAUGUCAUUACUGUUGAUUACAUACACAUUCCACUGUACCUGGGUCACUUCUGAAGCAUAUUCCUCGCCGUCAAUUGUCCUGUCAGCCAAGCAACAUGACGGCUCCCGAGUCAUAUUUGAUGAUUUCCGUGAGGCUUACUACUGGCUCCGACAAAACACUCCAGAGGACUCCAAAGUAAUGUCAUGGUGGGAUUACGGCUAUCAGAUCACGGCUAUGGCAAAUCGAACCAUAUUAGUGGACAACAACACGUGGAACAACACACAUAUCUCCAGGGUGGGGCAGGCUAUGGCAUCAAGUGAAGAUAAAGCGUACGAGAUCAUGCGGGAACUGGAUGUUAAUUACGUGUUGGUGAUAUUCGGUGGUUUGACUGGAUACGCCUCUGACGAUAUCAACAAGUUCCUGUGGAUGGUCCGUAUUGGAGGGAGCACAGAAAAGGGCCAGCACAUUAAGGAGCAUGAUUAUUACACCCCCACUGGAGAGUUCCGUGUCGACAGGGGUGGUUCCCAGAUCCUGCUCAACUGUCUGAUGUACAAGAUGUGCUACUAUCGUUUUGGCUCUGUUUACACGGAACAAGGAAAACCGACUGGUUACGAUCGUGUGCGUAAUGCGGAAAUCGGAAACAAGGAAUUCGAACUUGACGUGUUGGAAGAAGCUUACACCACCGAGCAUUGGCUUGUCAGAAUCUACAAAGUAAAAGAUCUUGAGAACAGAGGCUCCUGAAGCGCGCAGGCCAAGUUUUUUUAAUACCAGUAUUGCAUUAGAUGCAAAUGCCUCUCCAUUUCAAGUGUAAUAGUUGUUAGACAAUUUUUGAGCAACAAGUGAAUAAAAAAGACAACUCGUGUGAA